AUGUCGGAUGAUGAAAGGGUAAGAACCCGAAUUAUGAAAAAGUCUUCCAUAUAAUAUCUGUUUUAGAUAGUACCACCUCAUUCGGCAUCUCCUCCAUCCCCUCUGCACGGACCACUCGACCCGGGAUGGAGAUCCCCGCUGCAGUGGUCAACAGAGGCCCGGCAACCAUCGUGCCGAGGCCCAUUAGCAUCUCAAUGAGUGGCCGGACGCUGGCGGUGUAGGAGCAGGCGAGCACUUCAAUACUGAAAAACUUGUCAAUGAAACUAUUUUUCCAGACGGUGCUACCUCAUCCGGCACCUCCUCCAUCCGCUCGGCACGGACCACUCGACCCGGGAUGGAGAUCCCCGCUGCAGUGAUCAACAGAGGCCCGGCAACCAUCGUGCCAUUAGCAUCUCAAUGAGUGGCCGGACGCUGGCGGAGUAGGAGCAGGUGAGCACUUCAAUACUGAAAAACUCGUCAAUGAAACUAUAUUUCCAGACGGUGCUACCUCAUUCGGCACCUCCUCCAUCCGCUCGGCACGGACCACUCGACCCGGGAUGGAGAUGGCUGCUGCAGUGAUCAACAAAGGCCCGGCAACCAUCGUGCCGGGGCCCAUUGGCCCUCUUGACGGGUGGUCGGCCAAUUAAGAGAAGAUGAGCACUUCAAUACUGAAAUACUCUUCAAUGAAACUAUAUUUCGAGACGGUGCGACGUCAUCCGGCACAUCCUCACCCACUGCCAUCCCCACUCCGUCCUCCAAACAGGAACCACACGAGCCCAGAGAAUAGACUAGCCAAAAGUGGAGACUAGCUUCCAGAUUGUGCUAGCUGAUCCAGCUCGCUCUCGCCUACCUCCACUCACCACCACAAGGAAGGAUCCAGGAGCAAUACGAUAUGGUGGCCGGGUCAAGCCCGAUGUAAAGAGGGUAAAAACCUUAGUGAUUCCGUGCGUCACAACAAGGGUGAUGUGUAUUGAAGACGGUGCUACCUUAUCCGGCACUUUCUCACCUACUGCUUCACAUCCACACUUUAUCCUCCCAACACGGACCACCCGAACCCGGAGAAUAA
This is a messenger RNA of Caenorhabditis sp. 36 PRJEB53466, 1045 nucleotides long. Lineage: Eukaryota; Metazoa; Nematoda; Chromadorea; Rhabditida; Rhabditidae. The record is from the annotation of a GenBank genome assembly.